Molecule: messenger RNA, 3079 nt
Organism: Thunnus maccoyii (southern bluefin tuna)
Lineage: Eukaryota; Metazoa; Chordata; Actinopteri; Scombriformes; Scombridae
Gene: plat
Product: plasminogen activator, tissue
Exons: 15
Coding region: 340-2160 (606 amino acids)
Biological process (GO): plasminogen activation; smooth muscle cell migration
Molecular function (GO): serine-type endopeptidase activity
Source: RefSeq, a predicted model, not a curated record
CUCUUCUUUCUCUCUCUAUUUACUCUCUCCAUCCCUUUAUCUCCUUCCACGCAGCUGUCUCACACUCCAUCAUCUCCUUGGUUUAUUCUCAUUUCCAGUGUCAUCACAUGCUUUUACCUGCCUUUCUGGCAUGUGUAUGAGUGUGUUUCUUUCUGUAGCCUCUUUGAUAAGGAUUCAAAGCCUCACAUUGUGCACAGACCAGAGGGAAGCUGGAAGGCAACAAUGCAACUCUCUGUUCUGCGGGACUUUACAGAGCCGGAUCACAGCUGGUUUAAUGAGGCUUGACUGAAAAAAACCCCGAGUAGAGAAUGAACAAUGCCUGCUAACACUUGAUGAGCCAUGACCAGAACACUUGGACUAUUAAUACUACUGUCUGCUCUCUGCUGCUGCCUAGCGGACAAUGUGGGGCUGCUCCGCUCAAAGAGAGGGACUCGUUUUUACAGAGGUGAGCGCAACCGGCAGCCAGACAGACGGCCACUUUUGAUAAUUCAUGUCGAGAAGUCUUCACCUUCCCAUGUCACCUCCUCACUUUGUGUGGAUAGUCAAAUGUCAUCAGUGCGUAAAUAUGGGGACACUUGGCUGCGAUGGAAGGGACAGCGUGUGGAGUAUUGCCGUUGUGCAUUAGGAGGACGAGAACUUUGUCACACUGUGCCCGUCAUAAACUGCUACGUGUCUCAGUGUUAUAACGGAGGGAUCUGUAAGGAGGCCGUGUACACUUCAGACUACAUUUGCCAGUGUCCCCGAGGCUUCAGUGGGCGUCAGUGUGAGAUCAACACCAAUGAGAAGUGUAUUGCUGGGCAGGGCAGUGGGUACCGUGGCACACAGAGCAUGAGCAAUACAGGAGCAGAGUGCAUAAACUGGAACUCUACGUCUCUGAGGGGAAAGAAGUUCACAGCCAGAAAAUUGGACGCCAGCAGUCUUGGACUGGGCAAUCACAACUUCUGCAGGAACCCUGACGGUGACAGCUCUCCCUGGUGUUACGUCUAUAGAGGCACUCAGAUCAACUGGGAGUUCUGUUCCUUGCCCAAGUGUCCAGGAGAAAAGUACAGAGAGUGUGCGCUGGGCUCCGGGCAGUCUUACAGAGGUACAACAGCUGUCACUAAGAGUGGCUCUCGCUGUCUCCCAUGGGACUCCCCGGCUGUGAAGCGCAAGCGCAACAAUGCAUGGAGAUCUGAUGCACUGGAGCUGGGGCUGGGCAGUCAUAGCUUCUGCAGGAAUCCAGAUGGUGACGUGGGUCCGUGGUGUCACACCUACAAGAACAUGCAGCUGACCUGGGAACUGUGCGACAUACCUAAAUGCUCGAGACGGCCAUCUAUCACCACUCUCGGCCCUCGUGCCCCCACAACUAACAAUAACAGAGCGACUUGUGGCCAGCGUUUAGACAACUCCCUGAAUAACGCCGCCUACCGCAUGGUUGGGGGCAAAGAGAGCGACAUCUCAGAGCAGCCCUGGCAGACAGUCAUAAAUGUUUACCAGGCCCGUCUCAAACAACACUUUCACCGAUGUGGAGGAAUCCUCAUCGACUCCUGCUGGGUCCUUUCUGCUGCACACUGCUUCGAGGACAGAGAUAAAGCGGAGAAGUUGGAGGUGAUUCUGGGCCGUACCUUUAGGAAGCAGAAUUCCAGCAGCGAGCAGAUUUUUAAUGUUGAGAAGUACUGGAUCCACGAGAAGUUCAACAGUGAAACAUAUGACAAUGACAUUGCUCUGCUGAAGCUGAAGACAGACAUCGGCAUCUGUGCUGUAAACUCUCCAGAGGUUCUUCCUGCAUGUCUGCCUGAACCUGAGCUGGUGCUGCCCGACUGGACUGAGUGUGAGAUCUCAGGCUAUGGAAAAGACAGUGAAUUUGCUGCUGUGUACUCCGAGCGUGUCAAGAGAGGCUAUGUUCGCUUGUGGCCCAAAGAGCGCUGCAUCCCAGAUGUGCUGUCUGGACGGACGAUUACUUCCAACAUGCUGUGUGCAGGUGACACCAGAGGCCUGGAUGAUGCCUGCAAGGGGGACUCUGGUGGCCCACUCGUCUGUCGAAACAAUGACAGGAUGACUCUCAUGGGUGUGAUCAGUUGGGGUGAUGGUUGUGGGCAGAAAGAUAAGCCUGGCGUCUACACUCGUGUCACCAAUUACAUCGACUGGAUUAACGACAAAAUCAAGGCAAACCCAGUCUAAUGUAAGACAGACUUGCAAAGAAGAUGUUGUUGGAUGAACAGAGUGGGUAAUGCAACAUACACAGAUAUGUUUAUCAGCAAGAUCCACAGGAUUCAUGUUCAGAGCCAGUUUACCUGAAUCCAAAUUGGAUUUAAGACCACUCCUUCAGAGACGAGAAGGACCUCAGUCAUGAGUUUUUACGCUCAGUGUAACUUCUCAAGUUUGUCUUCUGUUCUUUACUGUUUUGAAUGCAACAGUAUCUAUGGACAGAAACACAGGACAAGCUCUUCUUCCUCCUUCUGGGCCAUCUUGAUCUUUUUUAUCCUUCUGUGCAUAAAAAUGUUUGAUUGUGCUCUCGGUAUUGUUAUUUUCUGACACCGAGCGCAGAGAGCAGGUUGUCACCAAACUGGAGGUUUAGGCAGUGAACCUAUUAAAAUAGGAAAUGCCGAUAUAUUCCUCUUCUCUUUUGUGGCUGGCCUCAUGCUGGUUUAUACUAUGAAGUCACAGUGGUAGACUUGAGGUCAGUAGCACUUUUAAUGAACGCUCCACUCAACACAGGCAUUUAGUUUGCACAAUAAGUCACAUAGGAAUGCUUUUACUGCUCCAAAAGGGCAUUUUUAACAAGUUGUGUGCACAUAUAGUGAACUGUCUUGUAAAUCUGAGGGUAUGUUGUCUUAAUUAGUUUUAAUGCAAACUUUCCUGCAUUUGCUUAUUUCAAGGCCUUAAAGGAUAAGUUCACAUGUUUUCAAAUCUGUCCUAAAACAAUAUUCUUGUGCUCAAAUGAACAUUGACACAUGUUUCUCUUGCCUUAAUCAUUCCUCCUGUUCAUACUGACCAUUGAAGAUCCCUUCAAAAUACACUGACAAUGUAAGUGAUGGGGGUCAAAAUCCACAAGCCUCCUUCUGUGCAAAAGUUUAUUUGAAGCUAAUAUGAAGCUUCA